GGCAAUCAACCUUCAUGUCGACGGUCGGUACAUCACGAUAAUUUUAGGAGAACUUGGAUUUCUGCACGAUAUCGCGGCGAAAUGACUUGUAAAGUCUUGGAAUUAGAAAACAGGUACUCGAGUAACCUUACUCCCGUAAUUAUUUAGUAUCUCGUCGUCAUUGAGAUUAGCGUGUUUUCAUGAAUUCCUCCUUGUUUUCUUCUUUUCUUCCUUUCUCACCAAAUCAAUUGACAUUGUUUGCUUCAAUUUAUUCCUACCAUUAUUUUAUUUCCUGUCGCAUUCUCAUUCAUAAUAUAUAUACACUUUAGUAUGCAUCCCAGAAACAUGUCCGGAACUACACACGAAAGAUCGCCACUCAUUCAACACGAAGAGGCUGCUGAGGAUAAAGAGGUAAGUAUUCUCUCAAAAUUGGUACAUGUUGAUUGACACCUUUUCUAGUUGCUCGAAUUUUCCGAGGAUGAUAAUGAGAACCCCAGGAAUUGGUCAAAAUGGAAGAAAUUGGGGAAUAUCGCUGUUAUCGCAACCAUGGCCAGUGUGUACCGCAUAAUUCACUGCUCCACAUCACCUGUCUAAUAUUAGACAGUUCUCUCGCCUUUGGCAAGCAGUAUGUUUGCACCAGGUAUCAAUCAAAUAGUGGAAGCAUUAGACACAACAGCGGAGGCUGUAAUUGCAUGUCAAGCCUCGUUAUAAUGCUUAGAAUUGGACCGUAAGUGCGUUAGUCACUAUUUUCCAAUGAAAUUUAUACUUAAUGGAAGAUAUCAUAGGCUUCUACUCGCCCCUUUAUCUGAAACUUUUGGUCGAAAGCCCUUGUACUUGGUCUGCUUUGGCACUUUUACCUUGCUUCAAAUUCCGACGGCACUGAGCCCCAAUAUUGCUGCACUCAUCACAUUUCGCUCUAUUGCCGGAUUCUUCGGGAGUAUAUCGCCCUCGUACCUCUAUAAUUAUAGCGCCUGCUGACUUUGCAUAGGCGUCUCGAUCGCUAAUGGAGGUGGAACCAUCUCAGAUAUGUAUUUGCCAAGUGAAAGAGCAGGUGUUUUUGGAUAGUAUCUUCUUGGGCCACUUUUAGGACCGACCAUUAGCCCUCUUCUUGGCGGUAUCAUCUUACAAAAUCUUGAGUGGGCAUGGCUUUUCUGGAUUUUGAUGAUAAUAUGUGGUCUCGUUUUCGCCGGUGUAUACUUUCUUCUCCAAGAAACUUAUGUUCCUAUUCUCCUUACACAUUGGAAGAAUCAACAUGAGGAAUGCUCAGAAAUUGAGUAUUAUUUCGAAGGGGAAGAUACAAGACCGUUCUAGUCGAAAGCCAUCCAAGCAGUUCAUCGUCCACUUAAAAUAUUGUUCACUCAGCCAAUUGUUCUAAUCAUGUCAACAUAUCAAGCCCUCAUUUUCGCCACAACAUACAGUCUUUAUACCCAAUUCUCCCGCAUCUACGGCGAUGGAUACGGGUUGAACACUGUUCAAGUAGGACUUGUAUGUCUCGCCCCGAGACUUGGAUUUCUUUCAGCAGUGAGAUUAAUAGUCCCGAGGAUAGACGAUUUCCGAGAUCACCUUACACGCAUGAAUAAUGGGGAAGCGAAACCCGAGUUUCGUCUCCCCUCUCGCAAACAUUGGCGCGGUUCUCAUUCCUUGUUUCAUUAUUCUCAUUUGCCUUGAUGGUUGAAUACCAUGUACACUGGGCUGUAACACUUGUUGCCACUUUCUUCUAU
Molecule: messenger RNA, 1700 nt
Organism: Sclerotinia trifoliorum
Lineage: Eukaryota; Fungi; Ascomycota; Leotiomycetes; Helotiales; Sclerotiniaceae
Source: the annotation of a GenBank genome assembly